This is a messenger RNA of Pteropus alecto (black flying fox), 1870 nucleotides long. It is a transcript of the gene SENP3, whose product is annotated as SUMO specific peptidase 3. The transcript has 10 exons. Bases 46 to 1722 code for a protein of 558 amino acids. Gene Ontology annotation, cellular component: nucleus. Lineage: Eukaryota; Metazoa; Chordata; Mammalia; Chiroptera; Pteropodidae. Gene Ontology annotation, molecular function: deSUMOylase activity. Gene Ontology annotation, biological process: protein desumoylation. The record is from RefSeq and is a predicted model, not a curated record.
UGGGGCUCGUCGGUCCACGGCUUCCCCUCUCCCGGCUACUGGAAGAUGAAAGAGACUCUACAAGGCACCGGGUCUUGGGGGCCUGAGCCUCCUGGACCCGGCAUAGCCCCAGCUUACUCAAGCCCUAGGCGGGAGCGUCUCCGUUGGCCCCCACCCCCCAAACCCCGACUCAAAUCAGGUGGAGGGUUUGGGCCAGAUCCUGGGUCAGGGACCACAGUGCCAGCCAGACGCCUCCCUGUCCCUCGGCCUUCUUUUGAUGCCUCAGCUAGCGAAGAGGAGGAAGAAGAAGAGGAGGACGAGGAUGAAGAUGAGGAAGAAGAAGUGGCAGCUUGGAGGCUUCCCCCCAGAUGGGGUCAGCUGGAAGCCACCCAGCGACCUCGCCCUUCCCGUCCUACUCAUCGAAAAACCUGCUCACAGCGCCGCCGCAGAGCUAUGAGAGCCUUCAGGAUGCUGCUGUAUUCCAAAAGCACCUCGCUGACAUUCCACUGGAAGCUUUGGGGGCGCCACCGGGGCCGGCGGCGGAGCCUUGCACACCCUAAGAACCAUCUUUCACCCCAAGAAGGGGGUGCAACACCACAGGUGCCAUCCCCUUGCUGUCGUUUUGACUCCCCCCGGGGGCCACCUCCCCCUCGGCUGGGUCUGCUAGGUGCUCUCAUGGCUGAGGAUGGGAUGAGAGGGUCUCCACCAGUACCCUCUGGACCUGCCAUGGAAGAAGAUGGAUUAAGGUGGACUCCAAAGUCUCCUCUGGACCCUGACUCAGGCCUCCUUUCCUGUACUCUGCCCAAUGGCUUCGGGGGACCACCUGGGCCAGAAGGGGAGCGAAAUCUGGCACCCCCUGAUGCCAGCAUCCUCAUCAGCAAUGUGUGCAGCAUCGGGGACCAUGUGGCCCAGGAGCUUUUUCAGGGCUCAGAUUUGGGCGCUGCAGAAGAGGCAGAGCGGCCUGGGGAGAAAGCUGGCCAGCAUAGCCCACUUCAGGAGGAGCAUGUGACCUGCGUGCAGAGCAUCUUGGAUGAAUUUCUUCAAACUUAUGGCAGCCUCAUCCCCCUCAGUACUGAUGAGGUGGUAGAGAAAUUGGAGGACAUUUUCCAGCAGGAGUUUUCUACACCUUCCAGGAAGGGUCUGGUGCUGCAGCUGAUCCAGUCAUACCAGCGGAUGCCAGGCAAUGCCAUGGUGAGGGGCUUCCGAGUGGCUUAUAAGCGGCAUGUGCUGACCAUGGACGAUUUGGGGACCUUAUAUGGACAGAAUUGGCUUAAUGACCAGGUGCAUUUCUUCAACAGUUUCUUCUAUGAUAAACUCCGUACCAAGGGUUAUGAUGGUGUGAAAAGGUGGACCAAAAACGUGGACAUCUUCAAUAAGGAGUUACUGCUAAUCCCCAUCCACCUGGAGGUGCAUUGGUCCCUCAUCUCUGUUGAUGUGAGGCAACGCACCAUCACCUAUUUUGACUCACAACGCACCCUAAACCGCCGCUGCCCUAAGCAUAUUGCCAAGUAUCUACAGGCAGAGGCAGUGAAGAAAGACCGGCUGGAUUUCCACCAGGGCUGGAAAGGUUACUUCAAAAUGAAUGUGGCCAGGCAGAAUAAUGACAGUGACUGUGGUGCCUUUGUGUUGCAGUACUGCAAGCAUCUGGCCCUGUCUCAGCCAUUCAGCUUCACCCAGCAGGACAUGCCCAAACUUCGCCGGCAGAUCUACAAGGAGCUGUGUCACUGCAAACUCACUGUGUGAGCCUCGUAUCCCAGACCUCAAGCCUAUUUAUUAAUGGGCAGGGGAACAUGGGAGACCCUUCCUUCCCAAGAAACUCCAGUUCCUUUCCUCUCUUGCCUCUUCCCCACCCAAUUCCCUUUGGUUUUUCAUAUUUAAAUGUUAUAAUUGA